Aethina tumida (small hive beetle) is the source of this 3051-nucleotide messenger RNA. It is a transcript of the gene neur, whose product is annotated as protein neuralized. NCBI's taxonomy places the organism in Eukaryota, Metazoa, Arthropoda, Insecta, Coleoptera, Nitidulidae. The transcript has 4 exons. The record is from RefSeq and is a predicted model, not a curated record. Bases 197 to 2176 code for a protein of 659 amino acids. Gene Ontology annotation, molecular function: ubiquitin protein ligase activity.
GUUCCGAAGAAGCAAUCGUACGCGCAGCAACGUGCACUCCACCGCUCCCAGCGUUCGCGUUUCAAUUUUGGGGGUUUCAGUUUCGUUUCGUCUAGUCGCGUCCAGUAAUUCGUGUGGGGACUCUUGUAACGAUGCAACAGUGCUUGUGAAACCAAAUCGAGGAACGCCGGUUUCGUGUCUGUGUUACCACUUACUUAUGGGGAUAUCUGAAGAUAAAGCUUGCUACUGCAAAGCUGACAAGCCGAAGGGAGAGCCGAUCUUUUCGCCGCUCAAAAAGAUGAAGGUCCUCAAGAAGAUCAAACGUCGCAUCGGAUUAGCUUGCCGAUCAUCUUCCAAUGGAGGAGGUACCAAUAAUUUGCCGCCACUGCUUUUCCACAACGUACAUGGGGAAAACAUUAGGAUUUCGCGUGACGGAACCGUAGCCAAAAGAGUUGAAAGUUUCUGCAAAGGAAUCGCCUUCAGCUCCAGACCAAUUAAAGUUAAUGAAAAAGUCUGCAUUAAAUUUCUGGAAAUCUCCAACAACUGGAGCGGCGUGAUCCGUUUCGGUUUCACCUACAACGACCCAACGAGCCUAAGAUGCGGUUUGCCAAAGUAUGCCUGUCCAGAUUUGACCAACAAACCCGGCUAUUGGGCAAAGGCCUUGCCGGAAAGAUUCUGCAGUCAAAACACCGUGCUUUUCUACUACGUCACGUCCACCGGGGACGUCCACUUCGGCAUCAACGGCGAGGAAAAGGGAUUUUUCUUGGGAAACGUGGAGACCCGCGGCCCACUCUGGGCAUUGAUCGACGUGUACGGUAACUCGACCGCCAUUGAAUUCGUGGACGUUCGUCAUCAGCUCAACAAUUCGCGACACAGCAACACACCAGCCGGACAAUGCGAGACGCCGAGAGAUCAAAUCGAGAGGGUUAUUCACCCCAUGCAACAAAUGGCCAUUCAACAACGGGAUGAGGAGAUGUCCCUGCCUCUGUUGAGGUAUCAACCACCUAAUGUAAACUUCAACGCCAUGAGUUUGCACAGAACGAGGGGAAGAAAUGUGCGGUUCACGAAUAGUAAUAGGAGCGUAGCAUUUAGGACUGACACCGAAUUCUGCCAAGGAUAUGUUUUCACUGGCAGACCUCUGCAGUUAGGUGAAAGAGUGGUUGUACAAAUCUUAGCGACUGACCCCAUGUUCCAAGGUUGUCUGGGAUUGGGUCUAACUUCCUGCGAUCCUGCCACCCUUCAAGCGGGCGAUCUCCCGGACGAUUCCAACUUCUUGUUGGACCGCCCCGAAUAUUGGGUAAUCAGCAGAGACAUCGCCAGGAAUCUGAGCAAAAACGACGAAAUCAGUUUCUGCAUCUCUCACAGCGGGGAAGUCCAAAUCAGUCGCAACGGUGGACCACCACUUGUGGUAAUCCACGUAGACCAAACCCUCAGACUCUGGGCAUUCUUCGACAUUUACGGAUCCACUCAAAAGAUCCGCGUCCUUAGCAACCCUAGUCCCAUGUCCCCGAUCAGGCAACAGGACCGCAGAAUCAUCUCGCCAUCCGCCACCGAAUCUAUGAACAGUUUGAACACGCAAUCGGAAAUGCGUAGAAACUCUGUGAUGCAAUCGAACUCUAGGAUGUGUUGUGUGGCGCCUGCUGACAUUCAAGUGCAACCCAGUGCGAACGGCGGUGCAGUUCUCUCCGUCAUACUGCCUCCUACCCAUGCCAACAUAAUUAAUCAACAAUCCGUGCCAGUUAACCAUCAUUCUCACCAUACAAGCCAAAACUCAGUCAACAGUCAUCCUAGUCAACACAUUACCUAUGCGCCGGCGCACCAAAACCAUACACCAUCACCUCUUUCACCAGUACCCAGCACCAUCAUGGCUCCAGUCCCAGUGCCCGUACCGUCGUCAUCCAAUGGAGGUACUGGUACUAUGAUGUCCACCUGCAGCAGCACUUAUGUCGAGCCAAUUUCGGAUUCGAGUUCAUACUCUACACCACUGGGUUGGAUGGAGCACAACGGAGCAACAUUGGGCGCAGGAGCUGAAUGCACAAUCUGCUACGAAAACUCCAUCGACGCCGUUCUGUACAUGUGCGGUCACAUGUGCAUGUGCUACGAAUGCGCCUUGCAACAGUGGCGCGGAAAAGGUGGCGGCCAUUGCCCACUAUGUAGGGCCGUUAUCAAGGACGUAAUUCGCACCUACAAAUCGUAGACGGCCUGGAUCAAUCGCGAGACACCUGCUCAACCCAAACCAGAAAUGAGAGUUACUAAAACGAUUAUUUUUUAAGUGCUUCCAACGUUUAAAAUACGUCUAGAGCCAGGCAUAAAUGACAUUGUGUGUAUAGACGAAUCAAGACUGAAAAAUUUGUUGAUUGGUGAAAUUAUAUUUGUCCUUGUCCAUUGUUAUCAUGAUAAAUGUUAGUUAUUUUAUGACCUUAGAUUUUCGAAAACCAAAGACGUCGGGGCCUUAUGUGUUCUCUACGGGCUCCGGCAUUUUUACGUCAACAGAAAAUUAGUCAGUUCUGUUGUGUCCACGUUUAUUGUAAAUUUACAAAGUGGAAGUAGUCAGCUGUUAAUCGCAGUUUAAACUUAUUUAUUUAUUAUUGUACCUAGUUAUUUAUCGAUUUUUAAGAAACAGCCAAACCUACAAUCAGUUUGGACAUUUUUUUAUUAUUACCCUUUGCUUUUGAUUCUCUAUGAUUUUAUUGAAAAAAUUCGUUCUUCAGAUGGCAAGGGAUCAAAAUUUCUGUCUAAAUUGUUUCCAUAAAUUUACGGGAUUAAAUUUAUGGAAAACAGCCUUUGAAAUUAUCCAUCUGAUAGUUUAUGUUUACUAUUUGGGCAUUUGGAUUAACUAUACAUUCCUGAAAUGUUUAUGGCCAGUUUUUUUGUUCUAUCAUCGGUCCAUUCUAAAUAACAGCAUUUAUAAGAAACAAGACUUCACAUGUUAUCCUUUUUUUUCUAGGAGCUUGUUUCUUAUGAGGAGAACAAUGUGUUGUAUAAUAGAACUUCUAGUCAUAAGAAUGUACUGAUUUAGUUUAUAUAUUAUUAGUUCUAUUAAUUAAUAAAAUGUUAUCUAUUACCAAUUAA